This is a messenger RNA of Oppia nitens, 2346 nucleotides long. RefSeq lists its product as uncharacterized. The record is from RefSeq and is a predicted model, not a curated record. Lineage: Eukaryota; Metazoa; Arthropoda; Arachnida; Sarcoptiformes; Oppiidae. Gene Ontology annotation, molecular function: potassium channel regulator activity; transmembrane transporter binding; voltage-gated potassium channel activity. The transcript has 11 exons. Gene Ontology annotation, biological process: potassium ion transport; regulation of potassium ion transmembrane transport. The coding region runs from base 1 to 2346 and encodes 781 amino acids. Gene Ontology annotation, cellular component: voltage-gated potassium channel complex; cytoplasm.
AUGACACUAUUGGCGGCGACGAUGAUGUCGACGACAGUAUUAAUGUCUUCUAGUGGUGUCGGUGUGGGAUCAGCAGCCAUACGUCGAUGCCAUCCCUGCGAACACUGCAAUAAGUCAUUUACAUCGAGCCAUCAGUUGGCCCAACACAACCGUAUACAUACCGGAGAGAAGCCAUACAAAUGUAGUUAUUGUGACAAAAAAUUUAAACAAUUAUCUCAUGUCCAGCAACACACCCGACUGCACACCGGCGAACGGCCCUAUAAGUGUUCGGUACCCGAAUGUGGCCGUGCGUUCAUCCAACUGUCCAAUCUUCAGCAGCACAUGCGUAGCCAUUGUUCCAUCGAUAAAGUGGCCAAAAAUAAUGAAAAGAAAUAUCUGUGCAAUCAUUGCGGCAAAGGUUUCAAAGGACAGAGCAGUUUAGCCACUCAUCAGCAAAAGAAGCAUUCAAAUAUGAUGGCCGACGGUGUGGGUUCGUGUCCAGUGUGUCACCUAAUACUUCCCAAUGCCGAAGAGCUGUCGCUUCACAUUAAGAAAGAGCACAACGGCUUCAUUGAGACUCAAAGAUUUGUCUCAAAUGACGGGAAAAGAGAAAAUCGUAUGAUAUCGCCGUACACCUGUCCCAUAUGUGGAAAGUCAUAUCUGAAUGAAGGCUCCUAUCGCCGUCAUCUGGAGAGCCAUCCGGAGGCGCUGUCGUCGCCUACAUCAUCGUCAUCGUCAUCUUCGUCGAUACCUUUGUGGCCGUGCAGUGUCUGUACCAGUGUUUUCACCUCUGAAAUUGGACUCUUAACACAUAUGGAACAGAUGCGUACCGACGCCAAGCAUCAGUUCGAGGCACAGAUCAUACUGAGCUGUGCGGCCGCCGAAAAACGGCACAGGGAUGCCAUCGCGUCGCUGAACAGCAGUUUCAUGACUAAUCUCACGCAAAACAAUAACAAUAAUAAUAAUAAUAAUAACAAUAAUAAUAAUAACAAUAAUAAUAAUAAUAAUGGCACGACAUCACUGUCCACAUCCAUGGGUUCGCUCAAUGAGAUCAACCAUUCUGUAUAUAUAUAUAAUAUACGGUAUAUAUAUUGUAAACAACACAUUACUGGACACACAAACAUCAUUAUCAUGAGCUCAAGAAACUACUCGACAACAAUCGACACCAACAACACUACUACCACUACCACCACCACCACCAACAACAACAAGGAUCCACUGAACGACUUUUCUUAUAUGACAAUCGGCGGUAAUUCGCCUCUGUUUAGUGGCACACCAUCGUCGCCGCACUACGAAAUAUUUGCCAACUUUGCGCCAACCAGUUUUGUGGCCAUGAAAUACAGAAAUCUGGGCAAAAAUGGUCUCCGAGUACCGAACUUGGGCUUCAGCUGUUGGAAUGCGUUCGGCACCAGAAUUACUGAACAAACUGCCGAAGAAUUGUUGACAAUGGCCUACGAAAAUGGUAUCAACUAUUUCGAUACCGGCGACGGCUAUGCCAAUGGUAAGGCCGAACUAGUCUUGGGUAACAUAUUGAAGAAAAAAGGUUGGAAACGAUCGUCGUUUAUCGUGUCGACCAAACUGUUCUGGUUUAACGGUCCCAGUGCUCACAAUGGCGGCGGACUGUCCCGAAAAUUUAUUGUCGAAGCCGUCGAGGCAUCGCUGAAACGAUUGCAAUUGAAAUACAUUGAUAUACUGGUUGUACAUAAAUUGGACGGCAUGUGCCCGAUGGAGGAACUGAUCCGAGCUAUGGCUUACCUCAUGAACAAUGGCAUCAUUUUAUAUUGGGGCACGUCUCGGUUCGCACCGAUGCACUUAUCGGAAUCAUUUUCGAUUGGCCGCCAGUUUAACUGUCCGGCACCGGUAUGCGAACAAAUGGAGUACCAUAUGUUUACCAGAGAUAAGAUGGAACUGUUUAUGCCUGAGUUGUUCCAUAAGAUAGGAAUCGGUUGUAUUGUUUGGUCGCCGAUGUCGUUGAACUACGACGAAGGCAUACAAUUGAUUACCCGACGGAAUGCCUCCUACGAGGAAAAGGUGACACAAAAUGCCAAACAUAUGGAACUGUCGCUCAUUGCCGACAAACUUGGCUGCGAUCAGACACAGCUGAUCAUCGCCUGGUCAUUGAGGAACGACAAUGUCAACUGUGUCCUAAUAUCGCCGACAACUGUCGACCAACUGUACCAACAGCUGCACGCACUCAAAAUUGUUCCCAAACUGUCGGCAACAAUGAUCGAUGAUAUCGAAAAAAUAUUGGCCAACAAACCGUCGGUAAAAAGGUCACAACAUAACCAAUCGAUUUCUGGUAUACCGCCAGAAGAUCUACCGACACAACAGACCACUACUAUUAUUAACAGUGAAUCCAAUAUUUAA